Drosophila ficusphila is the source of this 5129-nucleotide messenger RNA. RefSeq names its product zinc finger protein 697 (gene klu). Gene Ontology annotation, molecular function: RNA polymerase II cis-regulatory region sequence-specific DNA binding; DNA-binding transcription factor activity, RNA polymerase II-specific. NCBI's taxonomy places the organism in Eukaryota, Metazoa, Arthropoda, Insecta, Diptera, Drosophilidae. Gene Ontology annotation, cellular component: nucleus. Bases 1147 to 3867 code for a protein of 906 amino acids. The record is from RefSeq and is a predicted model, not a curated record. The transcript is spliced from 2 exons. Gene Ontology annotation, biological process: regulation of transcription by RNA polymerase II.
UUGUAGUUGUUGUUGUUGUAGUUGUUGUUGUUGUAGCCGUUGUCGUUUGUGGUGCCUUGUCCUUUUCCCGAGCCAACUGCUUUUGGACGCGGUGGCAGUGGCAGUGGCACCGCACUCAGCACAGCACUCCUGCUCCCGAUUCGAAUGUGUGUGGUAACUUUUAAUUAUUUGCGAAUGUUGGCGCCAGACGGCGAGAUGCGAUGCGAUCCUGUCCAGGACUGUCGCCCGUUUCAUCCUGUCUCCUUUCCUUCAUUGAUUUCGCUGACCAGAAGCUUAGGCUAGCGGAGGGUGGGGUUUAGAAUGAGGAGGGUUUGGGGGUUGGGGGGUGUUGCGCCGGUCAAGGCGAAGGCAGCGCCAAAAUCCAAAGGCCCCAUAAACUUUGAGCGCCAUAAAAUCUGCUGGCAGUGCCAUAAAAAUUCCCACAGCGGGAGUUGGAGACUUUGGAGACUGUACCAGAAUUCCUUUACUCCGCCAAAUCCAACGGUACCCCGCUCACUACUCCCAUACACCCGUCCCUUUCCCACCCGUGCAGGCAAACGCAUAAAACUAACGCAGCGUAAACGCCGCCGUCGUUGUCGUUGUCAUCUGUCUUCUCGUUACGUUAUUUCUUUUUGGCAGCUUCAGCACAAAAUUUAUCUUAUUUAUUUGUUUGACUGAAAGCCAACUCAACGGAUGCCGGGGAAAUUGCUGAAUUUUGAUGCUUGACUGAUUGCCACCCAAAACAUAUCUUUAAAUUUGUUCCCCCACUUCGUGCUCGAUAUUUUAGCCUAGUUCUACGUAACCUAAUUCCACAUUAGCUUUGUGUAGGAGUUCGCGAUCUGGCAACGCUUGAAAUGCGUGAAAUAUAUCGUGUGAAGGCGGGAUGGCAAGACGAUUUAUUAUUUGGUGAGAAGGUGUGACAGAGCGAGAUGGCUAUAAAGCUGCAGGUGUCAACCUGUCUUUUCUUGCAUUAAAGUCUGUCUUCCUUGUGCUUUUCCAAAUUUCAGUCUUUCACUCGGAAGAACUCAAGACACUCACAUCUAUUUCGUAAUCUGAUUUUUUACCAAACAUCCGUCAAGCAAAAUUGAUUUUGUGUACUUUUAAAGUUAACCAAAGUGUCAUUUAACAUUAUUUUCGGACUAUUUCUUAUGCUUGAGGUCUAAAAAAAUGGUGGCCAGUAAAUCUCGUCAAUUAGCCCGCAAGAAUCCACGGCCCUGCAGGCUGGAUUUGUUGUGGCCGGAAGUGCCAAGGUCACGCCAGCUGCCCGAGGAGACAGGCGCCUUAGCCCAAUUCAAAUUCGAGCCGAACGCUUCCAAUCCGCAGGAGAAGCCGCCGCUGAAGCCGCAAAAAGUUGACCUCAUGACGAUGGCAGAAGGCACCGACCCCAUGGGGCAUGGUCACCACGCGAAUCCGCACAAUCCGCCUCCGCAGCCGCCGCAGCACCACCCGCACCACCUGUCCCUGCCCCACCCGCCGCCGCCGGCGCCGCCACCACAGCUGCUGAACUUCAACCACCAGCAGUAUCUGCCACCACACAUGUAUCCUGCGCCCGCGUCAGCGGCUCAAUCCCAUUCCCACUACGGUGGCCUCCAGUAUCCGCAUCCGCAUGCCCUGCAGCACCAGCACCACCAGCAGGCGCCGCACCACCACCACCAUCAACACCAGCACCACCUGCCGCUGGCGCUAAGUCUCCACCAGCAGGCGGCGGCUGCGGCGGCGGUGGCCGCAGCGGUGGCCACCACCAACCACUCGAACAACAACAACAACAACAACAAUCAGGCCAGCGUGGCCAACAACAACAUUGUGGUUCCGUGGAAGCAGCGCAAGCGCAAGAGGCUCUCGGCGGUGCUGGACAAGCUGCACCACCACAAUAACAACAACAACAAUAACAACAAUGAGACCCACUCGAAUGGUCUCGCCUGCAAGGCGGAACCCAUGGAAAUGGAGGAGGAUCUGGCCGAAGAGCAGGACGAGGAGGACCACGAUGGCUCCUUGCCGGACGAAGAGGAGGACGAGGAUGCGGAGGACGCAGAGGCGGAUCCAGGAAAGUACAUCAAAAGCGAACAGCCGGUCAGCGAGGACGAGGAGAACGGCGAUCCGGAGAUGGAUAACGAUCCGGAGGACAUUUCCGGCGAGGAUCUCGAGCUGUCGCACAGCGAUGACAACGACCAUGAUCAGGAUCAGGAUCAGGACAGUCCCCGGAUCAGCAUGAGUCCGCUGCAGCUGCAGGCCUCGCAGGGCAACCUGCCACGCGGACCCGAGGAUCCCAGUCAGCCGCUGAACAAGGAGAACCCCCUGCACGUGGACAUCAAGACUGAGAUGCCGAGCAGCCCGUACGAUCGAUACUUUCCGAUACCAUCGCCCCUGUUCGGUUACUACCUGCACACCAAGUAUCUGAACGAGGUGUUCCGCCGGCGCCACGAUCUCUAUCCCUCGCCCCUGCAGCACACGCCCUCCUCGAUCGCCUCCGAGACGGAGACCUCGCCCACUUCCCAGGAGCGCAAGAGCGGCGGCUCCUCCGGCCACAUGCUGCCCCACGCCCUCCUGGCCAACAACUCGCCGCCUCCCUCGCUGCCCUCGCCACCGCGCAGCGAAUCCUCGGUGGGCAACAGCAAUGUGGCGAGCAGCACCACUGGCGGCACCACCACUACAACCACCACCGCCGCCGCCGCCACCAAGAAGAGGUCGAGUCCCAAGCCGCGGGGCAAGAAGGGCGAGAAGAAGCCGAUGCCGCCGCCGCAGGAGCGUCCCUUGGAUCUGUGCGUGCGCCACGAGGUGGAGACCAAGAAGUACAAAAAGUCCAGCUCCAAGUCCCUGAAGUCCUCGCAGGAGUCGUCCGGUCGGUCGGCCGGCAUGAUGCCACCGCCGCCGGCACUGAGUGCCGCCAGCAGCCUGGAGAGCAUGAGCGCCCUGUCGCCGGCGUCGAGCAGCCACUCGGGUCACAUGCCCAUCACCACGGCGGCGACGCCCAACCACCAGCCACCGCCCAACUCGCCAUACGCCAAUGCGAUGAACGCCGCCCAUGCGGCGGCGGCGGCAGCGGCGGCGGCGAUGAUCAAGAUGGAGAUGCCAUUGCAUCCGCUGCACCACCAGCAGAUGCACCACUCGCAGGUGCCCACCACCACGGUGGGUGUGCCGGUGAUCAAGGGCGAUGUCGCCUCGCCGACGACCAAGGAAACGGUGGCCUGGCGCUACAAUCUCGAUGUUUCGCCGGUGGUGGAGGAGAUGCCACCGGGGUCGGAUGUGGCCUAUGUGUGCCCCACCUGCGGCCAGAUGUUCUCGCUGCACGACCGGCUGGCCAAGCACAUGGCCUCGCGGCACAAGAGCCGGAAUCCCGCCAACGAUAUUGCCAAAGCCUACUCGUGCGACGUGUGCCGGCGGUCCUUUGCCCGCUCCGACAUGCUUACCCGCCACAUGCGCCUCCACACGGGCAUCAAGCCGUACACGUGCAAGGUGUGCGGCCAGGUGUUCUCCCGCUCCGACCACCUGUCCACCCACCAGCGCACCCACACCGGCGAGAAGCCCUACAAGUGCCCCCAGUGCCCGUACGCCGCCUGCCGGCGCGACAUGAUCACCCGCCACAUGCGGACCCACACGCGCUACGACUCCCGGGGCGGUUCGUCCAGGGAGGGACGCGAGGGCCGGGAGAGCCGCUCGGAGUCGCGCCGCAGUGGCGAGCGGCUGGAGGAGCCCAAGUCGCCGCCAAGCAACAGCCAUCCCCUGCUCGACAUGAAGAUGAACAUGAACAUGGGCAUGGGCAUGGGACUGAACAUGGGUCUGCCCAUGAACCCGAUGAGCCUGCUGCAGGAGGAGCUGCUGCAGAAGUCGCAGCCGGGUCUCAGCCUCGGCGGACCCAUGCCCAUUGUGGUCAAGACGGAGAGCGCCUAACGGUAUCUGCUGGCAGGAGCAGCCAGGCGUUUCAUGACCUGUUAGGCAUUAUCCUUGACCAGGAGCCCCCAGCUUAGUGCUAAAAAUCUAAAGGAGAUGAAAACAGGAAUCGUAUAAAGAUAUAUAUUUACUAGAGCAGUUUGUACUUGUACCGGAAAUCUCUGCGAAGACUGAGGAACCUUAAUACUACCUACAGUUUAGAUAGGCUAGCGAAGCAUCAACUAAUUAUUUUUGUAACGAGAGUUCGAGGAGAGCUAGAGGGCAGCACUCAAGACCACCCAACGUAUUAGCACUUAAACUAGUUCUAGUUGCUAGAUCCCCUCGCGUUUGACGAGCCCUCAGGAGUUUAGAUAGCCGGGAUCUUCGAUACAGCUAGCAAUUCCAUGUUCCACACUUAGGCUAUAUACUAUACACUAUCAUAUACAUAGAUCGAUCGGUCGAUCAAUAUAGGCGGUUGGAUCCUUCAGGCGAUCUGACCUCUCAGCAUUUUGAGCAACGUUGAAAUUACUAAGCUAGACUCGCUACUUAGGCUAAUAGGCGUGCCACAUCGGCAGAAAGGCAUUCGUUUUAGUUAACUCUUAAUUUAUUGGUAACCUUACUCAGCAGCAUGUAAACUUAUACCACAACGAUUUGUAUUAAUUUAAUUUUACUCUAGUUAAUUAAUUUAGUGAUAGCCUACAGAAAAACACAAACAAAAGACAAAGAAUUCUCCCUAGGGCUCAAAAAAAAGGAACACAAAAAAACCAAUUUCUAUGGAAAUCUUAAAUGAAAAGCAAUCGCUAAACAAACAAAAAAACAUUUCCUUUUUUUGUUUAACAAAAAACACACUGUUAAAUUAACAUUAUCUUUGUAAUUGAUUUAACGCUCGCUCUUCUACUAUUUUACUACUUUUUGUUUUCAUGAAAUGAAAUAAAAACCUUUAAGUUUUCUUUAGUUCAUAAACCAUCUUUGGAUCGGACACACCUCACCCCUUCCGGAUCCUCGAGUGGGGACAGGUUAACCCGUUUGUCCCCCGGGGGUCGGAAAUCCCCUUCGGGGUUGUUUCCAUGUUUCAAGUUAAAGUUUUUCGUUAUUUAUUAUAAAAAAAAAAAGAAACAAAGCCCCGACUCCCGCUUAUUGAUUAUUAGUUCUUAGUUAAACGUUUAAAUAAAUUAUUAACUUAUGUUAUUCUAGUUGGUUAUGAUUAGCUCUUAGUUGAAGUUUUUCACAAAAUAAAUUAAAACAAAGUCUACACACAGAUGGACAAUGUCAAAGAAAACAGA